Messenger RNA from Oldenlandia corymbosa var. corymbosa, 3026 nucleotides. The record is from the annotation of a GenBank genome assembly. Lineage: Eukaryota; Viridiplantae; Streptophyta; Magnoliopsida; Gentianales; Rubiaceae.
AUAAAAAUGAUGAGGAAGGUCAGAAAAAAAUUGUAUGAACCUGAAAUUUUGUUCUUUUCAAUUUCGUGAAAAAAAAAUGGGGAACAAAAUCCAGUGCAAAUUAUAUAAGCAAGCUUUGGUUACAUAUUAAACCCGACAUAAAAGUUGGCUCUGAUCUUAUUCCACUUCCUUCCCCUCACUCAAACCGGAUUCCUCUACACACACACACACACACAGAUACACCUCAAAUGUCAGCUUAUGAAAAUAUAAUCAUUUGUAAUCAUUUGCCCUUCACCCUUUAGCAUACUGUUAAUGACUUCCGGCAACGAUUUCCCUGGGCUCUUUUUGUUCUGAGUGUGUAUUUUUUGGGGGUGAAUUAAUGCUGCUGUGUUGCGGUGGCGGUGGCGGUGCUGGCGGUUUAGUGAUGUGAAAGGAUUUAUGAAAUGAGUUCUUGGUUUUGUUCUCUGUGGAAUUGAACAAUUGAAGCUUUUUGGGAUUCUGGGCUUUUUUUGAGUUUUUGUUACUGGAAAAAAAUGGGUAAUAAGUUGGGGCGGAGGCGGCAAUUGGUCGAUGAGAAGUACACGAAGCCUCAAGGGUUGUACCAACACAAGGAUGUGGAUCACAAGAAGCUCAGGAAGCUCAUUCUUGAUUCCAAGCUUGCACCUUGCUACCCUGGUGAUGAUGAAUGUGGUGCUUCUGAAUUGGAAGAAUGUCCCAUAUGCUUCUUGGUUUGUUUCUGCACAUCCUUUCUUGUUUUGUGGGAGUUCAUGUUGUUCAUAUAUAUUUGACUUUGUUAAUAGUUCUGUCUUUUAUCAACAAGAAUCAAGUAUAGUACCUGUGAUUAGGGCCAUGUUAAUUAACUUCCGGGGAUAGUAAUUGUUGGGUGGAAAAAAGUAUCCAUUUUGUUAUGGAUUCCUUUUUGUGAUGGAUUAGGGAAAUUGGAAAAGUAUCCAUUUGAGAAUUCUCCUGUUUGGUUCUUGUGAUGUUCAGUGCUCUUAGUUUUUACUUCGUCGUUGCAGUGUAUAUCUUUCUUAUCGUGUUGUGCAUAGGAAUGAUUCUCUAUUACUGUGUGUUUUUUCUUCUUUUCAAUCGAGGGAUGAAGGAAAAGAUAAGCCUGGUUUGCAAGGAAGACUGUGUUUAUGUUCUAAGAAUAGUGAACUUAUUUCGUUUCAAGAACAGAUUUGAUCAGAGUUAAGGAAAAGAUAAGAAGAAAAGGGUUUUGGGUAAAAUAUCUGGGUGACUUUUAGCAACAGCAAUUUUGUAUGGAUUUAAUUUUUCUCUCUUACUUUCCUGGUGAACCAUAUCUGAAGUUGGCAAGAUUGUUACAGCUUACUUGCAAAUUUUUGUUAACACUGUUUGUGAAUUCUUUGCUUUCUAAGGAUAAAUUGCAUUUGAAUUCAAAAAACGUUUCACUCUCUCUUUUUUCUAACUUGACUAUACAUUUGCAGUACUAUCCCAGUCUGAAUCGUUCAAGAUGUUGCCUGAAAGGCAUUUGCACAGAAUGUUUCUUGCAGAUGAAGACUCCUAAUUCAACUCGCCCAACACAGUGUCCAUUCUGUAAAACCUCAAAUUAUGCUGUGGAAUACCGGGGGUCCAAAACAAAAGAGGAAAAAGGAUUGGAGCAAAUCGAAGAACAGCGAGUUAUCGAAGCCAAAAUAAGGAUGAGACAGCAAGAACUCAUCGAUGAAGAGCAGAGGAAUCUGAAAUGCAGAGACGUUAGUUCUUCAAACAGUACCGUCGGAGCAAUUGAGACAGCAGCUCCAUCAUAUAAUUUAGUGAUGGAGGGUUCUGCUGUGGAAGGUGAUGAAAUUGUUGCUUCUCAGGAGUCAUGUACGGUGCCAGUUACCAGAUCAGUUCGUCCAAGGCAGAAUAGUUCCAGGGAGGAUGAAUUUGACCUGGAUCUUGAGGACAUAAUGGUCAUGGAAGCCAUUUGGUUGUCCAUUCAGGAAAAUGGCAGACGGAGGAAUCCAGUCUACGUUGAGCCAGCUCCAGAGGAACAGUAUGUGGCUGAAGAGCAGUGCAGCUCGGCAUCAAUGGCUCCAGCUGCAGGAUCUUCCUCCUCCCCUUCUGGCGGUCUUGCAUGUGCCAUUGCUGCUCUGGCUGAACGCCAGCAAAUGGGUGAUGAGACCUCCAGUAGCUAUCAAGCAAGCAUGUCUGCGUAUAACAUGAUGCCUGGAUGCUCGGAUCGUGAUACAGUGCAUUUUCCUGCAAUGGGGAGUUCCGUUGAGAUGUCGCCUGAUAUGCAAUUGCCAAAUGCCACAGGUGAUAGGGAGUGGAUUGAUGAUAAUAGAUCAGAGAUUGCCGAUGUGGGAACCAGCUAUGCGAGUUCUGAUGAUGUAGCUCAAACAUCAAUUCAUCAUGAAGAUGAAUCUGGCAAUUUCCAGCCAAUGGGUGGUCCUAUUGUUCCCGAGAGCUUUGAGGAGCAGAUGAUGUUAGCCAUGGCUGUUUCACUGGCUGAAGCUCGGGCCAGAGCGAGCCCACCUGGAGCCGCAUGGAACUAGUAUUGCUCUCUUUCCGCUCGUCAAGUGACAAAUGCUCUGUUCAGUGGCUGGUGUAACUGAUUCCGGUGAUUGUGGCCGGUGUCUGCUAUGGUUGAAAGAGCAAAAGAAUUGCAGCUGCGACGGCUUGUGAUAUUAUGUUCAUCUCAUCAUCUUUUAGCUUUGACCAUGGCAAUGUUACCAUCAUAUCAAAAUGGCUUGGUGUUGAUCUGUUCCCCCUUGUUUUUCAUAUAGUAUUGUGUUCAUAAGUAGUGAUCUGGUCCUCCAAAUUUUGUUGAUAAUUAGUGCUUCAUUUUCCAAAUGGUUUUACAAAACAGUGAAUUUGAAAGGGAAAUAUGGCUGGUGCGGGUUGGAGAAAUUGAAUUUGGGCCUGAACUAUUGGGAAUCUAAGGAGAGAGAGAAAAGAGAAAUGGUUCGAGCCCAUGUUUUCCGAACGAGUGACCACGCUGGGCCAAAUUUUCCUAGGGCCGUUGAUGUCUACUGACCUGCCUGAUUAGACAUUCUUCCGUGAUCAUUCAUGAAGAUAGAAGAAGAUUGAAAAUAGGGGAC